GGGAUGUCCAAUGAAUUGUACAACUCUAUUGCUCGGGUAACAGAUGGAAUUUAUGAAGGCAUAGCGAUUGGAGGAGAUGUUUUUCCUGGUUCUACACUUUCCGACCAUAUUUUGCGUUAUGACAACAUCCCCCGGUACUUGGGGAAUUGGGUGGACGAGAUGAGUAUUCUCUAGUGGAAACCUUAAAACACGGGAAGGUGACAAAACCAGUUGUUGCCCGGGUCAGUGGAACCUAUGCACGACUCUUCAAGUCUGAAGUACAAUUUGGUCAUGCUGUAAUGCUGUAUGCUGCUUCUCCAUUAUCUAUGACUAAGUUUUCAAUUAAAGGAUGUUAUAAGAGGACAACAUUCCUAAUGCCUCUUGGCCCUCGUACACAUAUAUAUCAGGGAGCUAAAAGUGGUGGUGAAGUGGAGUCUCCUCAAGCGAAGAAUCAAGCACUUAGAGAAGCUAGAGCUGUUGUUCCCACUUCAUAUGAAGCUUUUGAAGUUGCAAUUAAGGAAACAUUUGACAAAUUGGAUAGUUUGCAGUUUUUCUUUCAUCCUGAGCUUUUGCUAUAUUAUAAAUGUGAGCCUUAUUACCCUCCACAAGAUCCCAACCCCUAAAGAGAGCAGUGCUUGGAGAAAUUUCUCUAGUGUCCUUCAUUAGCUAUAAUGCUUUUGGCUAAUACUUUUAUGGGUAAAAGAAGGGAAAAUCGUGCCAGUGAAGGAGUUUACUCCUCCAGAGAUUCCUGAAGACCUUAAUUCUUCAGUUAGGAAUGGAAAAGUCCGUGCUCCAACUCAUAUUGUUUCCACAAUCUCUGAUGAUAGAGGUGAGGAGCCAUGCUAUGCUGGUAUUCCCAUGUCUAACAUUAUUGAAAAAGAUAUGCAUCAUGUGUUAUGUGCAGACCAUGGUCCUUGUGUCUCUGGUGCUCACAAUGCUGUAGUGACAGCAAGGGCAGGGAAGGACCUUGUCUCCAGCCCGGUAUCAGGUUUGCUUACAAUUGGUCCUCGAUUUGGUGGUGCCAUUGAUGAUGCUGCUCGUUACUUCAAGGAUGCUUUUGACAAGAAUCUUACACCUUACGAAUUUGUUGAAAGUAAGAAGAAGGGCAUCCAUGUGCCAGGAAUAGGGCACGGUAUCAAGAGCAGAGACAACAAAUAUAAGAGGGUAGAGUUGCUACAAAAGUUUGCAAACAUCCAUUGUCCUUCUGUGAAAUACAUCGAAUAUGCCGUUCAGGUUGAAAACUACACCCUUAAAAAGGCAAAUAACCUGGUUCUCAACGUAGAUGAUGCAACUGGGUCCCUUUUCUUGGAUCUUCUUGCCGGCAGUGGGAUGUUCACCACUCAAGAGAUCAAUGACAUUGUCGAGAUUGGCUAUUUGAAUGGGCUAUGUGUGCUGGCUCGCUCCAUUGGACUGAUUGGGUGAGUUGCAUCUUCUUCAUUGUUCGAUUUUUUCCCCAUCUGGACCCUUUGUUUUGUUUUAUAUAUGAGAGUAGGUCCACUGGUCACGCAUUAUUGUUGUUUCUUUUUUGUGGCCUUUUUAUCCACUUGUCUCUUGUGGACCAAACUCCAAACAAGUCCACUUUCAUCCAUGAGGUGGUCCUACGUUCACUGAUACUGAUUGUGCUUAUUUGUGAUUAAGUGUACGGUAGUGCUGUUGCCUGUA
Molecule: messenger RNA, 1641 nt
Organism: Prosopis cineraria
Lineage: Eukaryota; Viridiplantae; Streptophyta; Magnoliopsida; Fabales; Fabaceae
Product: ATP-citrate synthase beta chain protein 1-like
Exons: 8
Coding region: 838-1401 (187 amino acids)
Biological process (GO): fatty acid biosynthetic process; acetyl-CoA biosynthetic process; tricarboxylic acid cycle
Cellular component (GO): cytosol
Molecular function (GO): ATP citrate synthase activity
Source: RefSeq, a predicted model, not a curated record